Molecule: messenger RNA, 1065 nt
Organism: Clonostachys byssicola
Lineage: Eukaryota; Fungi; Ascomycota; Sordariomycetes; Hypocreales; Bionectriaceae
Source: the annotation of a GenBank genome assembly
AUGGCUAGCUCCAGGGAGAAGAUUGUUAUCGUAGGCGCUGGUAUUAUUGGCCUGAAUGUCGCCUUGGUUCUGGCUGGACGUGGUUUCGGCAGUCAAAUAACUGUCGUUGCGGAACACCAUCCGGGUGACACUGCGCCCUCAUAUACUUCUCCAUGGGCUGGAUGCAACUUCUCGGCCAUUUCUGGUCGGGAUCAAAAUGCGCUGCGGUGGGAUAAGAAAGGAUAUGCUCACUUGUCUAGUCUUGCAGCCACAGAUUCCUCAAAGACCUUUGUUCGUGAGACUGAAUCCAUUGAAUAUUGGGACGACGAUGUUCCAGAGGAGAAAAUUCAGAAUAUGGCUGAGUAUCUCAAGAAUUUUCGAGUUCUGUCCCCCAGCGAACUACCCGAGGGGGUCAAGUUUGGUGUGGCGUUCACUACGUUAACUUUGAACGCUCCAAACCAUCUCAAGUAUCUUUACGAGAGACUACAGGAUGAUUAUGGAGUUCGAUUCGUCAGAAAAGUUGUUUCAGACAUCAGAGACCCGUUUUCAAAUCCCAACACCAAGAUCGUGUUCAAUUGCGUUGGUAACCAGGCAAAGACUCUAGUCGGAGUAGAAGAUUCCCAGUGUUAUCCAACAAGAGGCCAAGUGCUACUUGCACGCGCGCCUCAUGUGCACACAAAUGUCAUGAGACAUGGACGAGACUAUGAGACGUAUAUUAUUCCCCGACCUGAAUCCAACGGAUGUGUCAUCUUGGGAGGCUAUAUGCAAAAAGGGAACAGCGAUAGCUCUACCUACGCGAGCGAAGCCGAUUCGAUAAUCAAACGAACUACAGCUUUAAGCCCAGAGUUGUCCAAACAGAGCUUCGAGACUCUCGCAGCCUUCUCAGGUCUUAGACCUUCACGAGAGGGCGGUGCAAGAAUUGAACGUACUGACAUUGAUGUGGCUGGUCACACUCGCAUUAUUGUGCAUAACUAUGGUGCCGGUGGUACAGGAUUCCAAGCAGGCUAUGGCAUGGCUACUGAGUCUGUGGACACAAUUAAUGGCAUACUUGAGCAGUGGAGCAGCAAGUUUUCGGAAAGGCUGUGA